AUGGAAGUGUCAGCCCGGCACCCUCCCAGGAGCUCCCAACAACUAAUCGACCAGAGCCCCUGCGGGGGAAGAAGCACCAUGGCUCGGGAAAACAUGGAGAAACACAUGCGCCUACGCACGUACACACGCGCACGACAUAUCCCACGAUAUAGACGAGUUUAUACCGUGAUAUUCAUCUGCAUCUCGUUAUCAGGCCGCGAGAAUAAGCAGCCCGACCCCCAGUUUGGCCCGGGAACAAUUAAACUCCAGCCCGGAAAUCCCAAGUUGACGGUUAAGUCCAACGCUCGCCGCAGACAUCUAGUGGACCCGGCGCUCGCGGACGGAAGCGAACAGACCCAGUUGGACCCGUAUGACACGAAGCCGACCCACCUUUGCUGCCAUCUAACUCCGCUGACCUGCCCACCGUUCCCCCACUGUCCGCUGGUUAACCCGGGCAGCGGAGAGAGGAGGUGCUUCUCUUUUGUCCCACGGCAGGUGGCACCAACAGACGGCUUCUGCAAAGCUGAGAGCUCCUUUUAUCCGUGGAUCAGGAGCAAAGUUUGCAUCUACACUGUCAGGCUGUGUUUGGAUGUUAGCAGUUAGUUUAGCUUUGCGUCUUCAGAGUAAUUGUUCUUAGCUACUUAAAAAAGAAAAGGAAAGAAAAGAAAAUUUAAAAUUUUCUUCAUUGAUCAUUCAGGAGCAUGUUUAAUUUCCGUGUAUUUGUACAAUUUCAAAGUUCGACUUGUUGUUGACUUCUAGUUUUAUUCCAUUGUGGUCAGGAAAGAUAUUCGAUAUAAUUUCAAUUAUUUUAAAUUUGUUGAGACUUGUUUUGUGGCCUAAAAUAUGGUCUAUUCUGGAGAACAUUUCUUGUGCUGAUGAAAGAAUGUGUUUUCUGCAUCUGUUGGAUGAAAUGUUCUGUAAAUGUCUCUUUGUUAGUCUAAAAUGCAGGGGUUUUUUUUGUUUUUUUGGGAGAGUCUCACUCUGUUGCCCCGGCUGGAGUGCAGUAACAUGAUCUUGACUCACUGCAACCUCCACCUCCCAGGUUCAAGCAAUUCUCAUGCCUCAGCCUCCCAAGGAGCUGGGAUUACAGAUGCCCGCCACCACACCCAGCCAAUCUUUGUAUUUUUAGUAGAGAGAGGGUUUUACUAUGUUGGCCAGGCUGGUCUCUAACUCCUGGCCUCAAGGGAUCCACCUGCCUCAGCCUCCCAAGGUGCUGGGACUAUAGGUGUGAGCCACCGCGUCCAGCCUAAAAUACAGUAUAAAUCUAAUGUUUUUUUUUUUUUUUAAUUUUCUAUCUAGACGAUCUGUUCAGUGCUGAGAAUGGGGUGUUGAAUUCCCCAGCUAUUGUAUUGGCAUCUAUAUCUCCCUUUAGACCUAAUAAUAUUUGGUUUAUAUUAUAUAUCUCGGUGCUCCAGUGUUGGGUGCAUAUAUAUUUAGAAUUGUUACAUCCUUUUGCUGAAUUGAUCCCUUUAUCAAUAUAUAAUAACCUUUGUCUUUUUUUAAUCA
Pongo pygmaeus (Bornean orangutan) is the source of this 1485-nucleotide messenger RNA. RefSeq lists its product as uncharacterized. Bases 1 to 582 code for a protein of 193 amino acids. NCBI's taxonomy places the organism in Eukaryota, Metazoa, Chordata, Mammalia, Primates, Hominidae. The record is from RefSeq and is a predicted model, not a curated record. The transcript is spliced from 4 exons.